GUAAAAUAAUUUCCUGUAAACAUUGUGUGUUUUUGUGAAAAUAAAUAGGAUGAAAAUUGUUUUUACAAACCUCCUACAUUGGUGUUAACGUAAUUUUGCGGGUUAGAUUUAUUAACUCAACGAGUAGGAACAUAAAAUGUCCGCGUCGGACAGCGAUGAUGAGGGCUCCAUUGGGAAUGGAGGCGGCGACGUGGGUAUGGACUUGACCGGCAUUCUCUUUGGUAAUAUUGACUCGGAGGGUAAGCUUAUGGACGAUGAUGGAGGCGCACACGCAUUUGACGCCGAAUUGCGCGAAAAUCUAAGUUCCCUGUCAAAAUUAGGAUUGAAUUCUCUGUUGCAUGAGGUAAUUGAUCAGGACGGCGAGGCCACAUCCGAGGACGAAGCAGACAAACCCAACAAAGAUGCCAGUUUAAGUGCUUUCGAUGCCUUAAAGGCUAGUCUAAGCAAUGAUGGCAAUGAAGAAGACGGCGCCAUUAAAGCACAAGAGGACGCCAUUGACUAUUCCGACAUCAACGAAUUGUCCGAGGACUGUCCACGCUCGCCGCCAGCUCAGCCAACAAAUUUGUCUUCGUAUGACGACCUGGAAGAUGCUAUUCCAGCUUCUAAGGUGGAGGCCAAGCCCACUAAGGAUGACAAGGAACUAAUGCCGCCACCAAGUGCGCCGAUGCGUAGUGCGGCUUCAGGCAGCGGUGAUGAGGCCAGUGCACCAACAAAACCAACACAAAACGAUGCAGCCAGUACCGUGGACGCAAAAACCAGUGAUGAUAAAACAGAUGCAGACCGCAAACUUGACACGCCACUCGCCGAUAUAUUGCCAUCGAAAUAUCAAAACGUUGAUGUAUGUGAACUGUUCCCCGACUUUCGGCCAAAGAAGGUGCUGCGCUUUUCACGUUUAUUUGGACCAGGCAAACCAACAAGUCUACCCCAAAUCUGGAGACAUGUGCGGAACCGUCGUCGAAAACGCAAUCACUCGCGUGAUCACAAAACAACAAAUACUGGCGGAUCAGACUCCCCAAGCGAUACGGAGGAGCCGCGUAAGCGGGGUUUUGGCAUCAAAUAUGGGCCAAAGCCCACGCCAGCGCAAUGCAUGUCGGACGAUGAGGACAAAUUGCUUAGCGAUUUAAAUAGCGAGGACGUCAGGCAGGAAGGACCAGACAUGGUGCAUAGCGAUCAGAAACCAAAGGUAGCAGACUGGCGUUUCGGACCAGCACAAAUUUGGUACGACAUGUUGGAUGUUAGUGAGUCUGGCGAAGGAUUUAACUACGGCUUCAAAACGAAAUCCGCGCAGUCAUCUUCUCAGUCCAAGGCCGCUGCUAAUCAGAAUAAUAGCGAGCAAUUGGUCAGCACCGAAAACGUUGCAGAACUAGACAUUGCAGACGAUGCUUUCUUAAUGGUAUCCCAAUUGCAUUGGGAGGACGAUGUGGUGUGGGAUGGCAACGAUAUUAAAGCCAAAGUGAUGCAAAAGUUAAAUUCAAAGACGAAUGCGGCCGGUUGGUUGCCGUCGAGCGGCUCCCGUACUGCAGGCGCUUUUAGUCAGCCCGGAAAAACGUUGCCCGUGGGAAAUAGUAGCGGUAACAGCAAGACUCAAAAUUCCAGCAGCUCUACUAAAAAAUCACAACAAAAUGCUCAAACCAAGCAAACCGAAGUUCCUGAUGAUACUUGGUACAGUUUGUUUCCGGUGGAGAACGAAGAGCUAAUUUAUCACAAGUGGGAGGAUGAGGUUAUUUGGGACGCACAGCAAAUGACGAAGCUGCCCAAACCCAAGGUGCUUACGUUAGAUCCGAACGAUGAGAACAUUAUUUUGGGCAUACCCGAUGAUAUUGAUCCAUCGAAGAUAAAUAAAAACACCGGACCACCACCGAAAAUCAAGAUACCUCAUCCACAUGUCAAGAAAUCAAAAAUUCUGCUUGGCAAGGCGGGCGUCAUUAAUGUGUUAGCAGAGGAUACGCCUCCGCCACCACCCAAGAGUCCAGAUCGAGAUCCCUUUAACAUAUCCAAUGACACUUACUACACACCCAAAACGGAGCCUACACUGCGCCUAAAAGUGGGCGGUGGUAAUCUCAUCCAGCACUCGACACCUGUGGUUGAGUUGCGUGCACCUUUUGUGCCCACCCACAUGAGUGAAAUGAAACUUCGUGGUUUCCAUCGUCCGCCCUUAAAGAAAUACUCGCACGGACCGCUGGCACAGACGACGCCACAUCCCGUUCAUCCACUGCUCAAAAAUAUUGUGAAGAAAGCCAAACAGCGUGAGAUCGAACGUAUUGCAUCUGGCGGUGGCGAUGUCUUCUUCAUGCGCAAUCCCGAGGACCUAAGUGGCAAGGAUGGUGAUAUAAUCCUCGCAGAAUUCUGUGAAGAAUUCCCACCACUCAUCAAUCAAGUGGGUAUGUGCUCGAAAAUUAAAAAUUACUACAAGCGCAAGGCGGAGAAGGAUAGUGGCCCGCAGGAUUAUUUGUAUGGAGAAGUCGCCUUUGCUCACACCAGCCCCUUCCUGGGCAUUCUACAUCCUGGACAAUGCAUCCAAGCAAUUGAAAAUAAUAUGUACCGUGCACCCAUUUAUCGGCACAAAAUGUCCGAAACGGACUUCUUAGUCAUACGCACACGCAACACUUAUUGGAUACGUGCCGUGAAUGCUAUUUUCACGGUCGGCCAGGAAUGUCCACUGUAUGAAGUGCCCGGACCAAAUUCAAAGCGUGCCAAUAAUUUUACGCGCGAUUUCCUGCAGGUCUUCAUUUACCGUCUAUUUUGGAAAAGUCCCGACAAUCCGCGCCGUAUUCGCAUGGAUGAUAUAAAGCGGGCCUUUCCCUCCCAUUCGGAGAGCAGCAUUCGCAAGCGUCUGAAACAGUGCGCGGAUUUCAAGCGAACAGGCAUGGACUCCAACUGGUGGGUUAUUAAACCAGAAUUCCGCCUGCCUUCCGAGGAGGAAAUACGAGCCAUGGUUUCUCCGGAACAGUGCUGUGCCUACUUCAGCAUGAUUGCGGCCGAGCAGCGUCUAAAGGACGCUGGUUAUGGAGAAAAAUUCCUUUUUGCGCCGCAAGAAGAUGAUGAUGAGGAGGCGCAACUCAAGCUGGACGAUGAGGUGAAGGUGGCGCCUUGGAACACCACACGUGCCUAUAUUCAAGCCAUGCGUGGCAAGUGUUUACUGCAGCUGAGCGGUCCCGCUGAUCCUACUGGCUGUGGCGAGGGCUUUUCGUAUGUGCGCGUGCCCAACAAACCAACGCAAACUAAAGAGGAGCAGGAGUCGCAACCAAAACGCACUGUGACCGGCACCGAUGCCGAUUUACGUCGCCUGCCGCUACAGCGUGCUAAGGAAUUGCUCCGCAAGUUCAAAGUGCCCGAGGAGGAGAUCAAGAAACUGUCGCGUUGGGAAGUCAUCGAUGUGGUGCGCACACUCUCCACCGAGAAGGCCAAGGCUGGCGAGGAAGGCAUGGAUAAAUUUUCGCGUGGCAAUCGCUUCUCGAUUGCGGAGCAUCAGGAGCGCUACAAGGAAGAGUGUCAGCGCAUAUUCGAUUUGCAAAAUCGCGUGCUAGCUAGCGCCGAAGUAUUGUCCACUGAUGAAGAUGAAUCGUCCGCAUCUGAAGAGUCUGAUCUCGAGGAAUUGGGCAAGAAUCUUGAGAACAUGCUGGCCAACAAGAAGACUUCCAUACAAUUAUCGCUGGAGCGUGAAGAAUUGGAACGUCAGGACCUGCUCAAAAAGAUAAUGCACGAGCAGGGCGAUGGAUCGAACAAGAAUGCAAAGGCCAAGGACGACGGUACUCAACAGCCAGUGACAAAUACGAAUCAGGGCCGCAUUCUAAAAAUCACGCGCACCUUCAAAGGCAAUGACGGCAAAGAGUACACACGCGUCGAGACUGUGCGCCGGCAGCCAGUUAUCGAUGCGUACGUUAACAUACGAACCACGCGCAACGAGCAGUUCAUCAAGCAAUUCGCCACGCUUGACGAGCAACAGAAGGAGGAAAUGAAACGCGAGAAGCGUCGCAUACAGGAGCAGUUGCGUCGCAUUAAGCGUAACCAGGAGCGCGAACGGCUGGCACAAUUGGCUCAGAAUCAAAAGUUACAGCCUGGUGGCAUACCAACCUCUCUAGGUGAUCCGAAGAGCUCAGGCGGCUCAUCGCACAAGGAGCGCGACACCAGCCACAAGGAGGUCAGUCCAUCGCGCAAGAAGUUCAAACUCAAGCCAGAUCUAAAGCUGAAGUGCGGUGCUUGCGGCCAAGUGGGCCAUAUGCGCACCAACAAAGCCUGCCCGCUAUAUACGGGCAUGCAGAGCAGUCUGUCGCAGUCGAAUCCCUCGUUGGCCGACGAUAUGGAUGAGCAGAGCGAGAAGGAACUAAAUAUGGACGAUGACGAUUUGGUCAAUGUGGAUGGCACAAAGGUUACGCUAAGUAGUAAGGUGUUGAAACGUCAUGGCGACGAAAAACGCCGCAGCGCUUUGAUGCUUAAGGUACCCAAAGAUUCCAUGGGCAAGAAAAAGCGCCGCAUGGGCAACGAUGUGCACUGCGAUUAUCUGCAGCGUCAUAACAAGACGGCCAAUCGCAGACGCACCGAUCCCGUUGUGGUCCUUUCUUCCAUCCUAGAACUUAUUCUGAAUGAGCUGCGCUCCAUGCCAGAAGUAACACCAUUUUUGUUUCCAGUCAGCGCCAAGAAUGUGCCGGACUACCACCGCGUCGUUAGCAAACCUAUGGACUUACAAACUAUGCGCGAGUAUAUCAGACAGCGUCGCUACACAAGUCGAGAAAUGUUUCUGGAGGAUCUCAAGCAAAUUGUGGAUAACUCGCACAUCUAUAAUGGACCGCAGAGUGCAUACACCGUUGCCGCUCAGCGCAUGUUCUCCAGUUGCUUUGACCUGCUGGCGGAGCGUGAAGACAAAUUGAUGCGUCUGGAGAAGGCUAUCAAUCCGCUUCUAGAUGACAACGAUCAGGUGGCUCUGUCGUUUAUCUUUGAGAAAUUGCAUACACAAGUGAAGCAGGCGCCCGAAAGCUGGCCGUUCCUUAAACCAGUCAACAAGAAACAGAUCAAGGAUUAUUACAAUUACAUAAAGAAGCCCAUGGAUUUAGAAACUAUUGGCAAGAAUAUUGAAGCCCAUCAUUAUCAUAGCCGCGCUGAAUAUAUGGCGGACAUUGAGCUAGUGGCCGCCAACUGCGAGCAGUACAAUGGUGGCGAAUCGCGUUACACAAAGUUUGCCAAAAGACUGGUGGAAUAUACGCGGACGCAGCUGGAAGAGUUUGCUGAACACUGUGCACAACUCGAGGAGAAUAUUGCCAAGACACAGGAGAGAGCGCGUGCCGAUGCGCCCGAAUUCGAAGAGGCCUGGGGCAAUGAUGACUAUGAUUUCGGACGGGGCAGCCGUGGCAGUUCGCCGUGCGAUGAUUACAUCGAUGUAGAGGGCCAUGCUUCCACAUCUUCGGGUAUACAUCGCAGUAUGGGUGCGGAUCCAUCGAUUCACCAUCCUCCGCCAUUGAUACGAAAGCAAACCCCGGCGGCUGGCGAAGUCAAACGGGGUCGUGGACGACCGCGCAAACAGCGCGAUCCAGUGGAGGAAGUCAAAAGCCUGAAUCCCGUUAAACGUGGUCGGGGCCGUCCGAGGAAGGACAGCCUUGCCUCUAACAUGAGUCAAUCGCAAGUUUACUUUCUGGACGAAGACCUGCAGUGUUCCACAGACGAGGAGGAUGACGACGAAGAGGACGAGUUUCAGGAAGUAUCGGAAGAUGAGAAUAAUGCAGCCAGUAUUUUGGAUCAGGGCGAGCGCAUGCAAGCGCCAAAUGAAACUAUGGACUACAUUGAUCCGAAGAACAUUAAAACCGAGAUCGAUAUUGAGGCGCAACAAAUGGCAGAGGAACAGACCGGCGAGGAUGACAGCCAACAGGCGGCUGAGGCUAUGGUGCAGUUGAGUGGCGUUGGCUUUUACGCUCAACAGCAGCAAGACGAGUCCAUGGAUGUUGAUCCCAAUUACGAUCCGUCCGACUUCCUCAACUUGCACAAGCCCCGGGAGCCGUCCAGCAGCUCGAAUGCCUUCGCAGACUUCAUGUCGCAGGCCCAGGACGACAAUGGCCAGUUCAAUCCGAACGAGGCCAGCAGCAGCUCAGCGACCAAUAUGCCCCAGAAUGAGGAUGAGUCUGCGUCCACGCAAAUGCCGCCUAGCCUGCCUGCCACCAGCAACGACAACGGCGGCAUGGGCAUCGAUGAGGAUCUGGAUAUUUCCGAGAGUGACGAAGAGGAUGAAAACGGCGCUGCGGGUGGCGUGCGCAUCAAGAAGGAAAUUUUCGAUGACGGCGAUAUCGAAAACAGCAUGGCAAUAGCUUCGUCACAGCAAUCUCAUUCUUCCCAGUCACAGAUGUACCUCAUGGACUCCAUCAACGAGCAGAUGCAAAACAAUGAGUACAACAUGCCGCAGCAAGAUUAUCAACCUGCCCCCGAACAGGAUCAGUUGCCAGAACAGGCCCAACAAUUGCAAAUGGCCCAACAAGCGGAGCAGCCGCCGGAUGACAACGAUUACGAUGAUUGGAUGAAAUUUUAGAGAGCAUUGCUUUAACUUAGUCAUAAGAUUUUACUUCCAGCCCUCUUCGAUAAGAGAAAAGUUCAAUUUUGUUAAAUUUUAUAUUUAAUUUGACAAAAACAAAAUAAAAUAAAGAUAUUUAAGA
This is a messenger RNA of Scaptodrosophila lebanonensis, 6635 nucleotides long. RefSeq names its product transcription initiation factor TFIID subunit 1 (gene Taf1). The coding region runs from base 137 to 6511 and encodes 2124 amino acids. Gene Ontology annotation, biological process: DNA-templated transcription initiation; RNA polymerase II preinitiation complex assembly; transcription by RNA polymerase II. The record is from RefSeq and is a predicted model, not a curated record. Gene Ontology annotation, cellular component: transcription factor TFIID complex. Gene Ontology annotation, molecular function: RNA polymerase II general transcription initiation factor binding; histone acetyltransferase activity; TBP-class protein binding. Lineage: Eukaryota; Metazoa; Arthropoda; Insecta; Diptera; Drosophilidae. The transcript is spliced from 17 exons.